UAAAAUAAAUUAUAUUUCAAUAAGAAAAUUAAAAGAGUAGCAACUCAACAGUGACAUUUCAAGUGUUUGCAAAUAAAGGAAGAAAUCAGAUUAAAAAGGGAAGUAAAUCAACGUCUACGGUUCAUUAUUGUAUGUGAGGGACUACAGACAGCAUGUAAUUAAUCCCGAACAAAAGUUCGACAGCACACGACCUAGAUAGAACAAAUAAUCUGAUUGGCUAAUUUCGAUCACAGCACGUGUCUCUAUAUUUACAUUAGAUAUGAAAGAAAAUACAAAAAUCAAGGGUCCUGUAAUUAAUAUUCAAAAGGAUAAAAGCUUAUGGAAAUGGAAAUCAGGAUAUGAAUGAGAGGUUAUGCAAUGUAAUCACAUAGGCUACGGAGGCUUAAGUUUUCACGAUUAAAAUUUCAAAUUAUCAACAAAUCUACAAAGCAAUGAAAUAUUUGCAGAUGGAAUUCUGUGUAAUGUUGUGUUUGGAUCAUAUGCGAUAGAAGUGAAUUUUUUUUUUUAAACAUUUCUAUCAUCAUAAAUGAAUUUUAACGUUCAAAAUCUAUAUGUCAUGGAUUAUUUACAAUUCGAUGAAAUCCUUACUUCACCCGAUUCAACAGAUUUUUCGUUUGUGGACGAUAUUCCUGCAAUAUCUGACGAAAGCCAAGACUCUCCAGCGGAAGGUAUACUGAAAUCAAAUCCGAAAAGUAGAAAGAAAAAAGACAACCACUUCCAUCAAAUCCAGCAGAGAGAGGCUGCGAAUCUACGAGAAAGGAAACGAAUGCAGUCUAUAAACGACGCUUUUGAAGGACUUCGCGCACACAUCCCCACACUGCCAUACGAAAAAAGAUUAUCCAAAGUAGAUACGUUACGCUUGGCUAUAGGUUACAUAGGGUUUCUGUCCGAGCUGGUGAAAUCCAACGUUGGGAAUGCGAAUCCUCAACAGUCAGCGUACAAAGAGAAACCCCGGAAAGUUGUUAUCAAUUACCACUACAGCAUGCGAGCAGACGACAUAGCACGUGGAUGGCUCCCUUUGGCGGGUCAUUCGUUGUCAUGGAGAGACGAGAAAAAUCCUAGCCUCGGGCCUAAUCGGACAAUGUUUGCCAAGACCUGGAUACCAGAGGAUCCCACGAAACAUAAAGCUAAGCAGGAAUCGUGUGAUGACGUGAUGCAAGCAGACUCCACAAUCAGCUUGUGAUAAUUAAUACAGAAAUUAUUGCAGACUUACUUUUUCCUGAAUUGGUGAAGACAUAGAGUGUUUUACUUGAUACAAAAACUCCAUGUCAGUUUUAUAUUCAUGGUUCCGUUUUGUCAUCUCUGCGAAUUUUGGAAGUUAUUAGUUUUUUCAUUGAGUCCUUUCAGCGAAUAAUUAUGGUAUUUUAUAAGCGUAAGUUAUCUUUAAAACCCAUUUAAAUAUGGACUACAGUUGUUGAAUUUUGAAACACAAUAAAAGCAGUGAGUAGUACAUGUGUAUAUGAUCUAUGUUUACUGAAUAUUAUUGUAAAAUAACUGUUACAAUUGAUAGUUAAAAUUAACAAGACUGGUGUCUCCUGUGAGAUCUAAAUGGGUAAAAAUAUAACAGAGUUCGUGAGGUCCUCUUGCCGAGGCGCCGUGGUGUUCUGGGAUACAGUGUGGUUGCCGGGAUGCGAUAGUCUGUGGUAUUGGCUGUCACUGCAAUUGCCGAACAAAUUUUCUAGAUGUUUAAAUUAUCAUGAUUUUCACUAAUAGGCAUGGGAUGAAAUUCAUUGAGAUAAAUUUUGUUUGGUUAGUUGUGUUUAAUAUUGAUUCCUUAAAAAAUAAAACUAUUUUUGAUUA
Molecule: messenger RNA, 1800 nt
Organism: Ostrea edulis (European flat oyster)
Lineage: Eukaryota; Metazoa; Mollusca; Bivalvia; Ostreida; Ostreidae
Product: pancreas transcription factor 1 subunit alpha-like
Exons: 2
Coding region: 527-1183 (218 amino acids)
Biological process (GO): regulation of transcription by RNA polymerase II; developmental process
Molecular function (GO): RNA polymerase II transcription regulatory region sequence-specific DNA binding; DNA-binding transcription factor activity, RNA polymerase II-specific; protein dimerization activity
Source: RefSeq, a predicted model, not a curated record